AUGGUAGGUCAGAAACUCCUGAUUGUUGCCGUUGCCUUCCUGGCCUGUGCCUACGCCGACGUCUCUGAGCUGAGUGGUGCCGGUGGCGGCUACGAUUAUCCUCAACCAGCAGCGCCGGCCCCCAAGUAUAUUCCUCCACCACCACCGCCACCACCACCACCGGCGCCAAAGAACACCUACAUUCCUCCUGCACCACCGGCGCCACCAGCACCAAAAUACAUUCCCCCUCCUCCACCACCACCACCACCACCAGCUCCCAAGAACACCUACAUUCCUCCAGCGCCGCCAGCACCCCCCGCACCCGUAGAAACCUACAUUCCCCCAGCAGCACCAGCACCCGCAUACCUUCCACCAGCAGCCGAGCCCGUGCACCAGGACAUCGAACAGCCCGCUCAGGAUGGCUAUCGCUACAAGACCGUACGUCGUCGCGUGUUCCGCCACCGUGCUUAG
This is a messenger RNA of Scaptodrosophila lebanonensis, 450 nucleotides long. Its product is annotated as leucine-rich repeat extensin-like protein 1. NCBI's taxonomy places the organism in Eukaryota, Metazoa, Arthropoda, Insecta, Diptera, Drosophilidae. The transcript is spliced from 2 exons. The record is from RefSeq and is a predicted model, not a curated record. The coding region runs from base 1 to 450 and encodes 149 amino acids.